This is a messenger RNA of Ipomoea nil (Japanese morning glory), 1786 nucleotides long. Its product is annotated as UDP-N-acetylmuramate--L-alanine ligase-like. Gene Ontology annotation, biological process: biosynthetic process. The record is from RefSeq and is a predicted model, not a curated record. The transcript is spliced from 14 exons. Gene Ontology annotation, molecular function: ATP binding; UDP-N-acetylmuramate-L-alanine ligase activity. NCBI's taxonomy places the organism in Eukaryota, Viridiplantae, Streptophyta, Magnoliopsida, Solanales, Convolvulaceae. Bases 53 to 1762 code for a protein of 569 amino acids.
UUGAAUUAGAGUUCAUUCAAACCGUGGCGCCACGUACACACCCCGCCGGAAAAUGGGACCAUCGGCGGUGAGGUCACUGUUGAAUCUCCCAGCUGGGAAUCGUGGCGGAAACCGUAAGCCGGCAGCUCCGGUACUUUACAGUCAACCGGUUCCGAGGUUUAAGUCUAAUCGCACUAUUGGAACUGCCUUUGCCUCAAAACGAAAUGGCUCAAUGUCUGCAAUGUGCGCGCAGACCAAAAUCCAGGAAUUCAUCGAGCCCGCCGACCGGAAAUGCAAAGGUUGGAUACACUUCGUAGGCGUCGGAGGUUGUGGAUUGUCUGCUCUUGCCAUGCUUGCUCUGAAACAAGGUUUUGAGGUUAGUGGUUCUGAUAUUAUAUGGAGCAGCUAUAUGGAUCCAUUACAUGAAGCCGGAGCCCGUUUAUACAUAGGUCAUUCUGAAUUUAAUUUGCUAAGAAAUGAUGGUUCGAGUUUGCCAGAUGCGGUUGUUGUAUCGAGUGCCAUCCCUGUAGACAAUGUGGAGAUUUUGCAUGCCAAGGCUAGAAGAGUUCCAGUAUACAAACGAGGUGCGUGGUUGGGAAAGAUAACAGAGGGUCACAACCUCAUUGCUGUAAGUGGAAGCCAUGGAAAGAGUACCACAGCUAGUAUGCUUGCUUAUCUCUUGCGUGCAAUGGGAGAUGACAUUACAGCUGUAGUUGGGGCUAAGGUGCCACAGUUUGAUGGGGGAAACAUCAUCUAUGGUACCAGCAACAAUUUUGUUUUGGAGGCUGAUGAGUAUGACUAUUGUUUCCUGGGAUUAAGACCUCAUAUAGCUGUUGUUACUAAUGUGGAUUGGGAACAUGUGGAUAUCUUUCAAAAUGAGGAGGAAGUUAGAGCAACUUUCCGGCAAUUUGUCCAGCAAAUAAGGGAUGGUGGGCAUCUCAUUUUAUGUGGAGAUAGCUGUGCAGGUGCAUAUAUUUCUUUGUGCAGCCGUGGAAAAGCAGAUACUGAGCCAAAUAUUUCAAAUGAGUUUGAAACUUUUCCAAGUUCAGAGUUGUGCUGUGAUAGAUAUCACAUAACAACUUAUGGUAUUUCCAGUUUUAAUGAUUGGCAUGCUUCAUCAAUUCAUCCAAAUUCAUAUGGUGGUAGUGAUUAUAAGCUGUAUCACAAGGGGCACUAUGUUGCAGACAUCAGCCUAAGGAUGCCUGGAAUCCAUAAUAUUAUUAAUUCAUUGGCAGUUAUUGCCACAGUGAGUAUUGUAGCCAGGGAUAACGGAUUUUUUGAUACAAUAACUUCUCUUCGGUCACAUUUGCUCAAUUUUAGAGGCAUUUGUAGACGUUUUGAGAAGGUUGGGACAAUUUGUGGAUGUCACAUUUAUGAUGAUUAUGCUCACCAUCCAACUGAAAUUCGUGCUGUUCUUCAAGCAGCACGUCAAAGGUUUCCAUUUACGGAGCUGUUGGUAAUUUUUCAACCUCACACUUAUAGUCGCAUAGCAGCUCUAAAGAGUGAGUUUGCUGCUGCAUUUAAAGAUGCAGACCAGGUUGUAGUUACAGAGGUUUACGCUGCCAGAGAAACGAGUCAUUGUACAAGUGGAAGUGAUCUUGCUAGAUCUAUAGUUUGUCCUUCGUCUGAAUUUAUCCCCUCCCUGGAUAGGGUGCUCGAUAAAUUGGUAAGUUUGGUUUGGGAAGAUCCUGAUAGGGAGAUUCUCAUCUUGACUUUGGGAGCAGGAGACAUUACUACACUGGGUCGGAAACUACUCUGCGAGCUACAACUCAGAUUCACUUAAUUUUGUUCGAUGAUACAGAAAAAA